Messenger RNA from Microtus oregoni (creeping vole), 3615 nucleotides. RefSeq names its product transmembrane protein 236 (gene Tmem236). The transcript is spliced from 4 exons. The coding region runs from base 64 to 1107 and encodes 347 amino acids. Lineage: Eukaryota; Metazoa; Chordata; Mammalia; Rodentia; Cricetidae. The record is from RefSeq and is a predicted model, not a curated record.
GUGUGCUGCUCAGAGUCAACAGAGGAGUGCCAGAGUCUUGGCUGCUUGCUGCUGCUCUUCAGGAUGGUUUCUGGCAGAAAAAUUAAGCUGGUUUUUUUUGAGCUUCUUGAGUUUGCUGCCUUCUCCGUUCCUACCCUUGUGAUAAUGGAACAGUUUGCUGCUGCGUAUCAGAAAACAAGGAAUGAAGCUGAAAGAACGCACUAUUGGCUCAUUGUUUCCUGCUCCAUUGCCUAUGUGGCUGCAGUGAGUCUCUUGAUCUGGGUUCCGAUAAAAGUUAUCUUAUUCAAGAAGCGGCAUCUUUACAAAAACAUUGUAGGAUGGAGACCUGUUCUGAUGAUGUGUGUGGUGCUCACCACUCUUCCCAGCUUCAGCUUUUCCAUAGCAGCCACCGAGGUUCAAAAGGAUGCCAACGGAACAGCUCCAGAUUUAUCGACUGAUUCCUUACUUGACCUGCCAGUGUCUCUGAUUCUAUUGUCCCUGAUCGUGGUUGAUAUUAUUGAGAGACUCAGGAUAUAUCCUCUAAGAGGGCGUCAUAUGAGUUAUGAAGACACAAACAUCUAUGUAACAACUUUGCAGCAGAUAAAAACCGUGGCAGAACAGGUGGGACGUGGUAAUGAGAAUCCUGCACCUGCCCAGACAGCCAAGCCUACCACGAUGUCUUUGCCUCACAACAACACGGGUGCACUGGCGGGGCCCAGAGAGCCCUACUAUGACUCUGGAUUCCGGAGGACGAUGUCUCACAGAGAUGUCCGGGCCGAGCUGUUUCUGAGAAGCUUCCUCACAUGGUCGGACACUAUAGAAAUGAUGCGUGUGGCUGGGCUCCCACAGGUGUACAGCUCGGGCUGGGUGUACCCGGUCUACAUAUUCAGUUUUAUAUCUCUCCUUCGAAUGGUCUUCACACCUAAGAACCCUCUUCUCGGCUUCCUGGGGGUCCUGCUGCAGGAUUUUCCCUUUAUUUUCCUUAGACUCAGCUUAAUCGUUACCCUGGGGACGAUCACGCCAGUACUGGGCCUUUGUAAAAACAUCCUAGUGACUAUCACCUAUAUCUACUUCAAUCAUUUAACCAAGCUCAGGCCUUUCUCAGCCUUCGAAACCUCCCCGUUUUAAGCAGCCAAUGUUAAGAGUCAGCCCUCUUGAUUGUAAAGUCUUUCCAGGCAUAAGCUCUUGCACCAUAUAGAAUUAACCACUUCCAGACCCUAAAUAUAUCUAAAUGGUGCUACAUUGAAGCAAAGUCAUAUUCUUCCGAAUUGCCUCUUCCGGGCUUCUAGAAACCUUAGUCGUUGAUUUUAGUCAUGUCUGUCCCACGUUUUGCUAGAAAUAACCCCUCAAUAAAGCCUUUUUAAGUGGUGGGAACCGUGAGCUAGCUUAAGAAUGAGGUUUUUAUCACAUGUACAUUGAAGAACAUUUUACGGCUUAAUAUGGCUUAAUUAACUGAAAUUAUUUAAAAACAUAACCUGAAGAUAUUGAAUAGACUUUAGAGUUUGCUUGAAAAUCUGAAAACUGUAGCUUUAGGGUCUCCUUCAAAACAUUCAAUUACUCUGACUGCUCCCCCCCCCCCCCCCCGUGUGUUUUGUUUUCAGCAGUGAGGACUGAACCAGGGCCCUGGGCACACUAUUUUAGCACUCUACCAAUGAGCUGCAUUUUUAGUCUUAGAAAUACAUUAUUUUUUUGCCCUACUACAGUGACCUCUAUUCAACUCAUUGUGUAAAAAAGCAAAACAAACAAACAAACAAACAAACAAAAAACCUACAGAAAACAGGGGACUUCAGCUGAUGCCAGCAUAGCAGGGCUUCAUUAAGGCCUCUCAGGCUGGUAUGCAGGGCAGUGCUUCUGUGUUGAGUGUAAUGGAGACAAGGUGCACUGUGAUUCCUAGAUAAAGUUUAUAAUGGAAACCAUAAACCAAAGACAAAGUGUAAACAGGUAAUAUUUAUGGAAUUUGAUGCCGUCAUAAAAAAAUAUCCAGUACAAGCCAUAUUGAAAAUGAUAGCUUGAACUUAGCGCGAUGGUAAAGGUGUGUUAUCUUGCACUAGGUCAUGAAUAUCUUUGUGCUUUAUGAUCAUGAUACAGUCAUGAGCUCUGCAUAUGUUGUGCUGGCACAGAUGUCGUAGCCACAGCAGAGGGUCUCGGUUACGAGAGGGUUGUAAGAGGGUUAUGUGUGCAGGGCAACGACUCAUGUCACCAGCUCCUCCUUGAUCCGUGGAAACAAGAAGCUUAUGAAUACAUGGAUAAUCUGAGUAUUCCUGGCCUCUGUACUGAGGUCCAUGGUCACUUUCUCCAGAGUCUCAUGGUUAUCACACUGCAGAACAAGUCUACGUGUAAUUAUUAAGCCUUGCUUGCCCUUUCUGCCAUUUGGGGCUGGUUCCUUGAGUGCUAUCCUUGAAUAGAUGAACACAAUAUAAAUACUGCUGUAACAGUUUUGGGUGAUUGGAGGAUUUGGAACACUCUCAACACAGUGUUUGGUAAACAAUAACACCUUAGUGGAUGCUAAGCCACAUUCCUGCCCACCCUUUGGGAAUAAUAGUUUAUGCCCAGCGUUUGUGAGACAUAACAUGUAAAAUCUUAAGGUUACCCUGACUACUAGUUCUUUUUAAACAGUUACUCUUGUAGUCAGUUGUGAAUGAUCUGUUAAAUAUUUAGAUGGAAGUGAGCGUGAGAAUUCAUUCUUCCAUUUGAACAGAACUUCUAUGAGUUUUCAAAUAACCCAGACUAUAAUACUUUGUUCCUUUCUUUUAUUUUCAUGUUCUAUUUUGGAGUCAGGGUCUCAGUACGUAACCCAGGCUGUUCUGAACUCACUGUGUAGCUCAGCUUAUAGGAACUCUCCCCACCCUCCUGCCUCCACCUCCCCAAUGCUAGAAUUGCAAGUAUGUGCCAUCCACCCAACACAGGGUCUUUUUAUUUUGCAUUGCUGAGGGUUAAACACAGCCUCUCCUGCUCCCCAGUACCAUAUAAGCCAUCGGUAACUAAGCCAAACCCCUAGACUGCACUUUUUGUUUUUGAAAGCAUUUGAUUAUUUAUUUACUUUUCUUGGUUCCUCAUUAACUUGUCACACGUGUAAGAGAAAACCUGAGAGCAACAUGGUUAGCCACACCUCUAUCUCCACCAAUAUUUCUAACAUAAAAUGCAUACUGUAUAUCUUUUAAAAGUAAGAGAGGCCUAUAACCAAGUGACUAAUUUACAAUAUCCAUAAAUGUGAAACUCAUUAUAUCAAUGUAUAUAUCUUUAAUUUGUAAAAAUACAGUGAAUGGCACUCAGUAUACUCUGAAGUAUUCCGUGAGCUUAACCUGCAUUUUGUAUCUGACAGCUGAACAUGAAUACGCCUGAUAUCUGGGGGUGUUUGCAAUCCUUGAUACAGAUAAUGAAGGCAUGUACAACAGAUCAUGUAAGGCAGGAAAAGCCGUGAAUCUCUAACCUAACUGAGUGUAUAGAUGUUUAUAAAGUUUAAUGGUAUUUAAGAGAUAUUAUAAGAAAUUAUGCUAAUAUAUUAUUGAUAGUUCUACACUAUGUAAUUAAAACCUAUAUUACUAAAUGAUACUGUAAUUUUCAUAGCUUUUAUAGUUGUUGGUAUUAAGGUUUUGUGUCCGAAUAAAAAGCUUAAUUUCUGCUGUCAAGUGUGAA